AUGCCAGUAGAAUAUGCUAUUAUGAAUAAAUUAGAACAAUUAGCAAAUUAUAUAUUAGACAUUGAUUCAAGAGUUGACGUCAAGUUAUUAUAUGAUUAUAAUAAUGAAGUUGUAGAAAAACCGAGUAAUGUUAAUAGAUAUGGGUUUUUUGAAGUUGAAGGAGAAAAAGGAGAAUUAUUUAUUGUAAAAAAAUAUUCACAUAAAAAAAUAAAUCAACAAAAAGAAAGAAAUAGAAAAUGGGAAAGAAUGCUCGACAAAGACUGGGAUGAAAAUAUUCCUGUUAAAUUACAAGAACGAGUAUAUAAAGGAGUUCCUGAUGAUUAUAGAAUUUUAUAUUGGAAAAGGAUAUUAGGAAUAGAAGAAAUUAAUCAAGAAUUAAAAGAAGAAUUUAAAAGAAAUACACAAAUAUAUUCAAGAUCUCCUCAUGAUAAACAAUUAGACUUAGACGUUAAUAGAAGUUUUCAAUUCCAUUAUAAAUUUCAUGUUCGUUAUUCUGGUGGUCAAAAAGAAUUGUUUUAUGUUAUGCAUGCAAUUUCUUUACAUGAUAUUUCUUUUGAUUAUGUCCAAGGAAUAUCAUGUGCUCCUUCUGUUCUUUGUAUUUUUUUAGACGAACUUAGUGCUUUUGCUGGAACAUUAAAAUUAUUUACAUCAAAAUAUCGUUUAAAAGAAAUGUUUCAAGACUUUAAUUUUAUUAAAAAGUGUUGGAUUGUUACAAAAAAGUUAUUAGAUACUAGACAUCCAAAAAUUGCAGAAAAAUUCAGACAAUGUGGUAUUAUGGACCAAUCACUCCCUUUUUUUAUGUUUGAAUGGAAUUAUCUUUGGUUUAUUCACUCACUUAAAUUCGAAUUAGCAAUACGAGUAUUUGAUGUUAUUUUAUUAGAAGGAUUUACAGCAAUGUUUUCUGUUUCAGAUACAAUCUUUCAUUUUAUUGAGGAAGGAAUUUUAAAUGAAAAGGAUCCAAAUAUUCUACAACAAAAAUUGAAAAAUCCUUUUACUUUAUUAACAAAACCAUUAACAACAAACACAUUUAUGUCUCAUAUGUAUAAACACAGGAUUGAUGGAAAUUUAUUUGCUUCUUUAUUCUAA
Messenger RNA from Entamoeba nuttalli P19, 1086 nucleotides. RefSeq names its product Rab GTPase activating protein, putative. Bases 1 to 1086 code for a protein of 361 amino acids. Lineage: Eukaryota; Evosea; Mastigamoebida; Endamoebidae. The record is from RefSeq and is a predicted model, not a curated record. The transcript has a single exon.